AUGACGUCUCGCCCACAAUCAACAGAGCCUAUUGAGCUCUCAGACGAUGAUGCAACUGCCUCUACUGCCGGCGGUAGUCGGUCAGUCUCUCCAAGCCUUGGCAAGCGAAAAUUCGAAGACCCGGGUGACAUCUUUGCCGACGAACCCGACGACCACUACGAAAAGUUCAUGCAGAGCAAGAAACGGAAACGAGCAAUCGGCAGGGUCUCCAAGGCCAAGAAGGGCAAGGGCAAAAAGAAGAGUCUCUCUGACGAACUUCAGGAUCCUGUCGCUAAUGGCGACGAUGACGACGAAGAAUUUAUCGACGGGGACAGGCUUGUCCGCGCACUCGUGCCCGAACACAUUCGCGAACGACGGAGGCUGUUCGACGAAAACAGGAAGGCGCUGUGCGAGGCCGGCCUCAAGUUGCCACCGGACUAUGUCGAAAUAGACUUUUCCGAUGACGAGAGGGAUCCGCGAGAAUUGGAUAGGCGACCCAAAUUCGAUGAUAUCGAGCCAUGCAGGCCCUACGAAGACAUCGCUCUGGACCUGUCCGGUGGUGUAAUUCCGGCCUCGAUUGCACAGUAUCUCCGGGACUACCAGGUCCAAGGUGUCCAAUUCCUACAUACUCAUUUUGUCUAUCAGACUGGAUGUAUCUUGGGGGACGAUAUGGGCCUCGGGAAGACUGUUCAGGUUGCUGCGUUCCUCGUUGCUGCGUACGGCAAGACUGGGGACGAGAGAGAUGCAAAAAGGCUCCGGAAGGUGUCUCGCCACGGUAGUGGAAGAUGGUAUCCUCGUAUCCUCAUCAUCUGCCCCGGAUCUCUCAUCGAAAACUGGAGGAAUGAGCUCAACCGCUGGGGCUGGUGGAAGAUCGAGCUGUACCACGGCCCAGGCAAAGGAGCUGCGCUGACAGCGGCCCGCAACGGUACCCUGGAGGUCAUGAUCACGACCUACGAAACAUACAGGCACGACGAGGCCAAACUGAAUCUCAUCGAAUGGGACGCCGUUAUUGCUGACGAGUGCCACAAGAUCAAGGACCGCCGCUCCCAGAUCACGAUAGCCAUGGAUAAGGUCAACGCUCUUUGUCGCGUAGGUCUUACGGGCACUGCAAUCCAAAACAAGUACGAGGAGCUUUGGACCCUUCUCAACUGGACCAACCCUGCUGGCUUUGGCUCUCUCAUUGAGUGGGAUCAGAGAAUCACAAAGCCGCUCACAGUGGGCCAAUCUCAUGAUGCCACCCUUCAACAACUGAGUCGGGCAAGAAAAGUUGCCACUAAGUUGGUCCAGAGGAUCUUGCCGGAGUUCUUCCUGCGUCGAAUGAACGUGGAAGUCCGCAAGAUUCGAGACAGCUCUGAAAUAUGCGAGUGCGGCGCAGUCAACAGUAACGGCAAGCCGAAGAAACAAGGCUGGUGUUGCGGUGAAUUUCUGCCUGAUGGGAAGCGGUGGCAAGCGCUCGUCUUUCCCACCAUCAUUACCCUGCAGAAAAUCUCCAAUCACUUGACGCUUUUGUUACCUAAAGAUGAGGAGCCAAAAGACAAAAGGGAAGCUGCUUUGGAUAGGCUCUCGAAGUGCGUCCCUGACUGGAAGGCCCUCUAUAAAAACCGGAACUCGCUUCAGUUGCUUUCCGAUUCAAAAUAUUGUGGCAAAUGGAGGGUUUUAAAGAAGAUGCUCAGCUUCUGGCACGAGAAUUCCGAUAAGGUUCUUAUUUUUUCUCAUAGUGUCCGUCUUCUCAGGAUCCUUCAUCAUUUGUUCACGAGCACCACGACAUACACUGUGAGUUUUCUUGACGGCAGUCUUUCCUAUUUGGACCGGCAGAAGGAGGUGGACAAUUUCAACUCGGAUCCGGACCGGUUCAUCUUCCUCAUCUCGACUAAAGCCGGCGGUGUCGGCUUGAAUAUCACAUCGGCGAACAAGGUAGUCGUCUUCGACCCACAUUGGAACCCUUCGUACGACCUCCAGGCCCAGGACCGAGCGUACCGCAUUGGUCAGGUCCGUGAUGUCGAGGUUUUUCGACUCGUCUCCUCUGGUACCAUAGAAGAGAUCGUGUACGCCAGGCAAAUCUACAAGCAACAGCAGGCAAACAUCGGCUAUAACGCCUCAAGCGAGCGUCGCUAUUUUAAGGGCGUGCAGCAGGAUCCAGAUCGAAAGGGCGAGCUCUUUGGGCUACAGAACCUGUUCACAUUUCAGUCCGACAAAGUCGUGCUGAAGGAAAUAGUCAACGCAACGAACAUUGCCGAGGCUAGAGCCGGUGUGCACCUCGCAGACAUCGAUAUGGCCAAAGUUGAGGAGGACAAUGAAUUCAGUCAGAUCAAGAAAGAAACACCAGGCGAUGACGAUGAGGACAACGGCAUCAGCCAGCUGGCUACCUUGAUCAAGUCAGAGAAUCCGGAGGAUCUUCCCAAAGACAGCGAAUCCAAAAACGAUGUCAUCCAAGCCAUCCUUGCCUCGGCAGGCGUCGAGUACACCCACGAGAACUCUGAAGUCAUCGGGACCAGCAAGAUCGAGGCGCAACUGUCGAAGCGCGCUGAGCUCGCAGAGGAGAUGGACCUCGAUGACCCUGAGGGCCAGAGCGUGUUGUUUGCGGAGACCCUGGUCAACGAGGCCUUCGAAGAUGGGCCCGGCUUUUCGUACAAAUUUAAUCCGCCCGAGGACGUUAUGCGCAGACAGUUCUGCACGAUGGCAAGGCAUUUCGGCUACUCAAGCACCACGAAAUUCGCUGUCGCCGUGCAAGGCUGGACGCAAGAGCAGAGACGAGACUGCCUGGACGCGUUUUACAGGAAACGGAUGGAGAAGGUGCUUGGGAAAUUCAAGGAGGAGCACGUGGAUGACGAGAAGAACGUCAAGACGGAGCCCGUUACCCCAGAGGACACCAAUAUGGACUUGCAGACUACAGUUGGCGGAGUUGACAAGAAAGAAGGGCUUGUGGACGAGGAGGUAAAGCCCGAAGAGGAUGAAUCCGUUGCCUUUGGCGGGGCGAGAGCAGAGGUCAAGGCUGAGACCAAGCAGGAAGUGGCCGUCAAGAAGGAAGAUGGUGAUGCCACGGCGAAGAGGAUGACCUCUACCAUUUUCAUCUAUGAUGAUGACUCCGACGUGCUUUGA
Messenger RNA from Diaporthe amygdali, 3078 nucleotides. RefSeq lists its product as uncharacterized. The record is from RefSeq and is a predicted model, not a curated record. Gene Ontology annotation, molecular function: ATP binding; ATP-dependent chromatin remodeler activity. The transcript is spliced from 2 exons. Lineage: Eukaryota; Fungi; Ascomycota; Sordariomycetes; Diaporthales; Diaporthaceae. The coding region runs from base 1 to 3078 and encodes 1025 amino acids.